Molecule: messenger RNA, 489 nt
Organism: Phytophthora nicotianae INRA-310
Lineage: Eukaryota; Oomycota; Peronosporomycetes; Peronosporales; Peronosporaceae
Exons: 1
Coding region: 1-489 (162 amino acids)
Source: RefSeq, a predicted model, not a curated record
AUGGAUACAGAUUCAGCUUACAUAGCUUUCACCGAUGACCAUCCGUUUAAGAACCUUAUCAAACCUGAGCUAGUUCAGCACUUCAAGGAUCACAAAUAUGAUUGGUUCCCACGCGAUUAUAAUGAUAAAGUAGCCAAGUUUGAUCGUCGUACAGCUGGUCUAUUCAAGGAAGAAUGGCGCGGUGAUGCGAUGGUAUCUCUUUCACCGAAGAACUACAUUUGCUACCUGCCUGACGCUAAGUAUAAACAGAAGGUAUCAGCGAAGGGUGUUCAACAGGGUAAUCGUAAUACAGAUGUACUGAAUCCCCUCGGAUUUGAGACCGUCGUACGUGAAAAAAUUACGCUUCAAGGUACUAACACAGGCUUUCGUAUUGACAAACAAACUCAGAGUAUUAUUACCUACACACAGCAUAAAACGGCAUUAAACUAUUACUACGAUAAGCGUAAGGUACUAGAAGACGGAGUUUCAACUAUUCCGUUAGAUAUAUGA